Molecule: messenger RNA, 1674 nt
Organism: Colletotrichum chrysophilum
Lineage: Eukaryota; Fungi; Ascomycota; Sordariomycetes; Glomerellales; Glomerellaceae
Exons: 7
Coding region: 1-1674 (557 amino acids)
Source: RefSeq, a predicted model, not a curated record
AUGGCUUCAAACGACAACUGGAGAACUGGGGCGAAGGGCAUCAGGCCUGUUCGGAUAGCGAACUGCUCUGGCUACCAUGGCGACCCGCCAAGAGAAAUGUACAAACAGGCAACUCUCGGAGAUGUCGAUUUCAUCACCGGCGAUUACUUGGCGGAGGUGAACAUGGCCAACAAUGCCGAGGCUUACGCACAAGCAAAGCAUAACGGCUAUGAAGAGACUGCCUGGGAAGGCUUGCUGCAAGCUAUUGACGUUAUUGCGGAUAAACGCAUCAAAGUUGCGAUCAAUGGAGGGGCCCUAAAUGCCGGAGGCCUUGCCUUGAAAGUGGCCGAUUUGCAUGUCACCUUGACUUCCGAGUCUUUCAUGUUCACCAAGAAAGACAGAGAGCCAAGAGAAAUUGUCUCAGCCAAUGCCUAUCUCGGCGCGCAUGCCAUCUAUGAGGCCCUGCAGAAGGGCGCCGACAUAGUCAUAUGCGGCCGAGCUUCGGAUGCGAGCCCCGUCAUCGCUUGCGCGUGGUACUGGUGGUCUUGGAACAACACGAGCUACGACGAAAUAGCAGGGGCUCUCGUCGCCGGGCACUUGAUCGAGUGCUCGGCUUAUGUCACUGGUGGGAACUUCUCCGGGUUUGAAAAUUUCGACCUCGAUCACUUCGUCAACCCGGGCUUUCCAAUUGCAGAGAUUUCAAAAGACGGAACAUGUAUCAUUACGAAGCAUGCUGGUACAGGUGGUAUGGUGACUGUUGAUACCUGCAGAAGCCAGCUUUUGUACGAGCUUCAGGGCAAUGCCUACCUCAACAGCGAUGUCAAGGCAUACUUGAACGAUGUUGUGAUGGAGCAGGUCGAGGAGAAUAGGAUUCAUGUUUCUGGUAUUCGUGGUGCUCCGCCACCUGAUACCACAAAGCUUGCUGUCUUUUACAAGGGUGGCUAUGAGCUCCAGGCUCUGUUCAACGCUACGGGUCAUUCUUACGAAAGGAAGGCUGCCCUCUUUGAAAAGCAGAUCAGAGCUCUGAUCGGGGAUACCACUUUGAAAGACUUUGACGUUUUGGAGUUUCAACGCAUUGGUGUUCCUGCAACGAAUCCGAUGAACCAGAACAGCAACACAAUUUACAUCCGCGUUUUUGCCCAGUCAACCAAGGCAGAUGCCCUCAACGCGAUCAACCGCGCCCGCGGUCUUGAGGAGCGUUUCCAUUUCGUGAAUCCGGACGGCACAACAACAUCCUACGACACGACACCACCGCCCAGGUUUGAGGAUCUUGGCGAUCGUGAAUCAUAUGACACCAAAGCACCUGUGAAGAUCCAAGGCGACCUGAAGACCAUUCGUCUUGGUCAAGUUGCGCAUGGGCGCUCCGGAGACAAGGGGGCCAAUCUGAAUUUCGGAUUGUAUGUUCAAACACAGGCUCAAUGGAACUGGCUGCGUUCGUACAUGUCUCGCGCCAAGGUGCAAGAGAUGAUGGGGGACGAUUGGCAGACAGACUUCUCCAUCGAGCGAGUUGAGUUCCCGGGCAUUUUCGCCGUGCACUUUGUUGUGUAUGGUAUCCUUGGGCGUGGUGUCAGUAGCACUAAGCGACUGGAUGGAUUCGGCAAGGGAUUCAUUGACUACUUCCGGGACAAGGAGGUGGAAGUCCCGGUCUCUAUCUUGGACGCACCGAUCAGUGGCCUUCAACCAAGUAGACUCUAG